This is a messenger RNA of Coniosporium apollinis CBS 100218, 1716 nucleotides long. RefSeq lists its product as uncharacterized. Gene Ontology annotation, biological process: transmembrane transport; carbohydrate transport. The record is from RefSeq and is a predicted model, not a curated record. The coding region runs from base 1 to 1716 and encodes 571 amino acids. Gene Ontology annotation, cellular component: membrane. NCBI's taxonomy places the organism in Eukaryota, Fungi, Ascomycota, Dothideomycetes. Gene Ontology annotation, molecular function: carbohydrate:proton symporter activity. The transcript is spliced from 8 exons.
AUGGCUCCUAUUGGUACUGCCUCGCAUUUCGACCAAGGCGCGUUGGCUCGCCGUCAGGCUCUUACUGGCGGCUCCGGGCCAGCAGCCCUGAUCAAGAACAUCAGGGUUUUCAGCAUCGCUUGCUUCGCCUGUCUGGGAGGAUUGCUCUACGGCUACAACCAAGGCGUCUUCUCCGGUGUACUCACUAUGAACAACUUUGGCAAACAUAUGGGCGUCUGGGUGUCCGACAAGACGAAGCAAGGCUGGCUGACUGCCAUCCUCGAGUUGGGUGCUUGGGUCGGAACAUUGUAUAGUGGCUUCCUGGCUGAAAUUCUAUCGCGAAAAUACGCCAUCCUUAUCAACGUGGCCAUCUUCAUCGUAGGCGUUGUGAUUCAGGCGACAGCCAUCACCGGAGCUGGCGCAUCCUCUAUCCUCGGAGGUCGAUUUGUCACUGGUAUGGGUGUCGGUUCCCUUUCGAUGAUUGUGCCGAUGUACAACGCCGAGAUUGCUCCACCGGAAGUGCGUGGAGCACUCGUCGGACUUCAACAGCUUUCCAUCACCUUGGGUAUAAUGAUCAGCUUUUGGAUCGACUACGGCACCAACUUCAUUGGCGGUACAGGAUCAAGCCAGAGCCCCGCGGCAUGGCUCGUCCCUCUCUGCUUGCAAAUUGCUCCCGCCGUCCUGCUUGGCGUAGGCAUGCUUUUUAUGCCUUUCUCGCCACGUUGGCUCGUCCACCACAGCCGAGAGCCAGAAGCCCGCCGUGUCCUUGCCAACCUGCGCGGCCUUCCUCAGGACCAUGAGCUGAUCGAGUUGGAGUUCGCUGAGAUUAGAGCCCAGUCACUAUUCGAGAAGCGCACGCUAGCUGAGAAGUUCCCACACCUGCAGCAACAGACCGCCUGGAACACGUUCAAGCUGCAAUGGGUCGCUAUCGGAUCCUUGUUUCGGUCUAAGCCGAUGUUCCGCCGUGUCAUCGUCGCUACGGUCACCAUGUUCUUCCAGCAGUGGACCGGCAUCAACGCCAUUCUGUACUACGCUCCUCAAAUCUUUAAUGGGCUUGGUCUUUCCUCAAACGCAGUCUCUCUUCUCGCGACAGGCGUUGUCGGUAUUGUGAUGUUCCUCGCCACUAUUCCUGCUGUCAUGUACGUUGACAAGCUCGGCCGUAAACCCGUCUUAAUUGUGGGCGCCAUUGGCAUGGCAGUCUGCCACUUUAUUGUCGCCGCCAUCGCAGCCACCUACGAAGACUCCUGGCCCUCUCACCGCGGUGCGGGCUGGGGUGCAGUUGCUAUGGUCUGGCUUUUCGUUAUCCACUUUGGGUACUCGUGGGGUCCAUGCGCCUGGAUCAUCAUCGCAGAGGUCUGGCCUAUCAGCAACCGCCCGUAUGGCAUCGCAUUGGGUGCUUCAUCAAACUGGAUGAACAACUUCAUUGUCGGUCAGGUCACUCCAGACAUGCUAGAGCACAUGCGCUACGGCACCUAUAUCUUCUUCGGGCUGCUAACCUUUGGCGGUGCAUUAUUCGUCUGGUUUGUCGUCCCUGAGACGAAGCGCUUAUCGCUUGAGGAGAUGGAUAUCCUAUUCGGUAGCGCAGGUGUCGCGAGCGCAGAUGCGGAGAAGAUGCGUGAGAUCAAUAGGGAGGUUGGCCUGGAGGAAAUUGUGCGUCGUGGUAGUAGUGUUGCGGCGGCUCCUAUAACACUGUCGGAGAAGACAAACGAGUCGAAGAAGAAUGAGUAUAUUAGAUAG